Messenger RNA from Penicillium cataractarum, 8028 nucleotides. RefSeq names its product putative translational activator. The transcript has 3 exons. Gene Ontology annotation, cellular component: cytosol. Gene Ontology annotation, biological process: regulation of translation; cellular response to amino acid starvation. The record is from RefSeq and is a predicted model, not a curated record. NCBI's taxonomy places the organism in Eukaryota, Fungi, Ascomycota, Eurotiomycetes, Eurotiales, Aspergillaceae. Bases 1 to 8028 code for a protein of 2675 amino acids. Gene Ontology annotation, molecular function: protein kinase regulator activity.
AUGGAUCCAAUUCCAUGGGACCAAGUCAAGGCUGGGGAUCUGGAUGCCUUGCGGGUCGCACUCUUCUCGAGUUCGACCUCGCGCAGGCUCCGUGCCCUGCAAGAACUUCGCGAUAGGAGCGGGACCGAAUUGUCUCCGGAAUCACAGCAUGACAUCCUAGCGCUACUUUUCCAGACCUAUCCUCUCUACGUCGACCGAUCAUCUCGACAGGCCGUCCAACAAUGUCUCCGCUCGCUCCUCCGCACCCCGAACGCAGCGGAUCACCUUAAAUACCUGACUGAGAAACUCAAGACAGAAGCGGCCAAGCCAGGGUUGGCUUCAACGUCCGGAUUUGUCUUGCUGGAGUGGUGCUGUAUUCUCUUGCAGCAGGUCAGUGAGGAUGAGGCCACGCCCUUGGCAGUCGUGUUGGAUUUGAUCGCGGUGGAUGCCAAGGCUUUGGAGAACUGUUUCGCCCAUACGCCCAAGGUUCCAGUCAUACAAUCAGCUCUCCGGGUUACUAGGCGGGCUCUACGGACGGCGUUCUCCUGCCAGACAUGGGGUGAGGAUGCUGUGCGCCAGUCAGUUAGCCGAUUGACCACAGAUGCCGCAGCCGGCAAUAAGAAUGCGUUGCUGCUUGGUGUCAUCUCCGGAGUCUGUGCUCGACUGCCCGCCCGCAAACCGAUCCUAGAGCAGUCUAAGAAGGCUAUUCUGGACUAUUAUGUCAAGGAGAUCGUGAGCUCCAAGUCUGUAGUGCCUGCUCACGUGGCCAAUGGCUUGUCGGAUUUCUUCAGUUCCUUCGUGACCGCAGAGGAUGUGACCACCGAGUUGGUGCCUCCAAUGGAGAAAUCCAUGCUCAGAGCGCCGGAGGUGAUCAUGAACGGUGUGAUCCCACCACUUUGUGCCUCCCUCCCGGAGGACAUUGACCUCUCAGAGGUAGUCCUCUCUCGCCUGUCGAAGCAUCUGCUCUCCAGCAUGAAGUCAAACAAUGCGAUAAUCCGACAAGGGGCUGCUGAUUCAUUCAGAUCAUUAGUUGCGUGCUGUAAAACGGAUACCUUGGUCUUGAAGAUCACAAGUGAGAUCGUUGGCCCUCUGAAGACCCAAAAGAUCACUGCCCCCGAGCACCGAGUCGCCUAUGCUCAAGCCAUUGCCGCUAUUCCGUCAUCUGCGGAUGUUUCUAAGGAGAUCGUUCAUGGAUUCGGCCCCGUCUUCACAAGGGAGUCCAAUGAAGCUGCUCUGGAGGAGGAACUGAAAUCAUUUGGCAAGCACCUUGCUUUCCUCAUCCAAUCGUCUGUCAAGGUCGGCGACGAUGUGAUUAAUGCUGUUGUUAAGGGCAUUUCCGAUAAACGAGUGCCAUUCCGAAAAAUCUGGCAACUUAGCGUGGGAGAGGUGCUCUGGAAAUCUGAUGUCGCUUCUCUGAAGACUGCCGAAAUUGAGCCAUUGGUCACCAAAUUCCUGGCUAAGAUGAAGGACAUGUUUGGAGAGGUUGCCUCAAACCCGCUUCCUUCGGCACAAAGUGGCGCUUUGUCUUCUGCAUAUAUCUUCCUCGCGCUAUUCGAACGUGUUUCGGAUAUCGGUGGCUCAGAAAAGGCUACAUGGGAAGAAAAGGUCACUCAAGCUAUGACCAUGGGCUCGAAGCCCUCUUUCCUCCUCAAUCCCAAGGCUUACUCGAAGGUCACAUCCCCCUUGGAGAUGCAGUGGCUGGUCCGGGCUCUGGCUGCCGUCACAUCAGGCUCUAAGUUUGUUGGCGCCGAGGACACUGCCAAGGCGGCUUGGGCCCAGUCCUUUAUUUAUACUAUCACCGGUCCCGCUAUGGCAACAAGCUAUCGAGAGAGCGCCGUGGAAUCCUUGUCCACGGUUUACAUCAAAGACGUGGUGUCUAUCGGCCCUGUUAUCAUCAGCGCUCUUUGGUCCUGGAUUUAUUCCUUCCGGACUGCGGAGAAAGAGUCGGCUGCUGUGUCGGCUGGGCCUGGAAGUGAACGUCUGCUCCACCUUGUCUUGAAAGCUUUGUGCCCCUCCUCUAAGGCCAGAGAAGGAUCCGGGAUUGCUGCCUCGGACAUUGAAAGCCAACUGAUCAAUGUACUUGUUCUCGGCCGGCCAGAGAUGAUCCCGAACUGCUCAUGGAUUGACUUGUGUCUGAGGAGUGGUGUUGAUCCAGGAAACCUGGUUCGUGCUCAUCCCGCCGAAUGUAUCGAGCAGUUGGUCCGCGUCAAUGCAGACCCUGUGCAAUCUAUCGUUCCCAACGUCAAUGCCGCGGUCUGGAGCGCAGCAGGUGAUCUGGCCUUUGUCGCACCCGCCGUCAUGGUUCCCCGCAUCGUCGAUCAGAUCAAAGAGGACCUGGAUGGUGCCCGUCUAUCCAAGUUCACUGCUACCGAUGCCGCCAUUGCCCGCACCCCCGAGGGAACCGCGUUCAUCGACGUCUUGAGUAGCAAGUCGAAGCAGCCAGCCUUUGACAAGAACACCAAGGACUAUGACACACUGAAGUGGGAGGAGGAGCUGCGAGCUCAGCUGGCCGAGAAGAAGGGCCAGAAGCAAAAGAGGCUUUCUGCUGAGGAGCAGUCCAAGGUGAAUGCUCAACUCGCAAAGGAGGCUAAGAUUCGUCAAGAGGUCCUCCAGGAAGUCAAGCGCAUCGAACGCGGAGCUGGCCUUGUUCGGGGUCUGGCAACCGGACCUGCCAACGAUGCCGAAGGAUGGAUCAACGAGGCUGUUAGCUGUCUGCUUUCCCUUUCCCGGGCAGGUGCUGGACUCUUCGUUGGCGAUGUGGUUUCGCAAGCUUAUAUCACAUGCUCCAAUGAGUUGUCUUCGCGUCUGGGCAACACCCGGCCAUUUGUGGGUGUUGCAACCUUGCGUGCCAUUGGCAGGACCAAUUUGCCUGCAGAGAUGGAAUCAGAGCACCUUGGUCAGCUCGUAACCAGAAUCCUGUACCGCCUCCGAUUUGCUUCCGAGCAGCGCCCCCUGGAUAUCCCCUCUCUCGCUUACAUCCUGCCUUUGGUCUUCCUGAUCUUGGGCCAGAAUGGAAUUGAUGAGGUUAAGGGAGACCAGGAAGGUGAGCAGGUUCUGCUUGCUGUCGAAUUUUUGUCAUUCCACACCAGCUCUUUCACCGAUACCCGCCUCCCUCGCGUUGAAGUGCUACAGCAGCUUCUUUCUGGUAUGCAGAGAUACACCCAGCAUUACAAACUGAUUAAAGAUACCCUGUUUGAUUUCUGCCGUUGCAUUGCUCCUACCAUCACCAGCGAGGAGCUCCAGACCCUCUUGCAAGGCACGAUCGUUCCCGACUCUUCCGUUCGGACUUCUGUGCUCCAGGUCAUUGAUGCUGAAAUUGAUCUGACGGAUCUUGACUUCUCGGAACAUAUCUGGCUGGGUUGCCACGACCAGGUUGAGGAGAAUGUCGAGCUUGCUGAGGGCAUCUGGGACGAGAAUGCCUUGGAAGUGGACGAAACUGCCUUCUCCAAGAUCAUUAAAUACCUCGACUCUGAGGACAGCCAGCUCCGCGGAGCUGCUGCUCGCGCACUCGCUCACGCCAUUGAAUCUGACAAGAGCAAGUUUGCCGGUAUCCUGUCCGAGCUUGAGGCCAAAUACUCCGAGGAAGUCAAGCCCAAGGCCCCUGAAAAGGAUGCUUAUGGCAUGCCAAAGAAGAUGGAAAACACAGACAACUGGGUCAGCCGCAGCGGUAUCGCGCUGGCUUUCAAUGCAAUGACAAACCUCUUUGAAGGCGAGCAGAUCAUCAACUUCUUGCAAUUCUUGAUUGAGCGUGGUCCCCUCGUUGAUAAGAACGCUUCUGUGCGCAGCCAAAUGGCAGAGAGUGGUAAAUCUGUCAUUGCCGAGAGGGGUCAGCAAAAGGUCGAGGAACUCAUGAAGCUCCUCGAGACAGUUCUGGAGACUUCGGACAAGGCCACUCAGAGUUCCGACCUUCUGAACGAGGCAGUUGUUGUGCUUUACGGAGCUUUGGCCCGACACUUGAAGGCCGAGGACCCUCGUCUGCAGACAGUCGUCAAGAAGCUGCUCGCAACCCUGCCUACUCCCUCGGAGACUGUGCAAUCCGCUGUGUCAGAGUGCCUGCCUCCCUUGAUCAGGCUGUCUGGCCCCAAGACUGCAGAUUAUGUACAGGAGAUGCUCGACUCGCUGCUGAACGUCAAGGAUUAUGCUACUCAGCGUGGUGCGGCCUAUGGCCUGGCUGGUAUUGUCAGUGGUAAGGGUAUCUCGACUCUGCGCGAGUUCCGCAUCAUGAGCCUGCUGAAGGAGGCCACCGAAAACAAGAAAGAGCCGCAUCAGCGACAGGGCGCCUUGCUAGCGUAUGAGCUGUUUGCAUUCGUUCUCGGACGCACCUUCGAGCCCUAUGUCAUCCAGCUCGUGCCUCAGCUGCUCGCCGGCUUCGGUGACCCCAGCAUUGAUGUUCGUGAUGCCUGCCUGGAUGCGUCUAAGGCCUGCUUCCAAAACCUCAGCUCAUACGGUGUCAAGAAGAUUUUGCCCACCCUGCUUGAUGGUUUGGAUGACACCCAGUGGCGUAGUCAGAAGGGAGCUUGCAAUCUGUUGGGUGCCAUGGCCUACCUUGACCCUCAGCAACUUGCUGCUAGCUUGCCCGACAUUAUCCCUCCUCUCACUAUUGUACUCAAUGACACCCACAAGGAGGUCCGUAAUGCUGCCAAUCGCAGUCUCCAGCGCUUCGGUGAGGUCAUCAGCAACCCUGAAGUCAAGAGCCUAGUCAACGUGCUCCUUAAGGCUCUGAGUGACCCCACCAAAUUCACUGAUGAGGCCCUUGAUUCUCUCAUCAAGGUGUCUUUCGUGCACUAUUUGGAUGCGCCUUCGUUGGCUCUGGUUGUUCGUAUUCUUGAGCGUGGUCUUGCCGACCGCUCCGCCACCAAGCGCAAGUCUGCCCAAAUUAUCGGCAGCUUGGCUCAUCUUACUGAGCGUAAGGACCUCAUUGCACACCUGCCGAUCAUCGUUGCUGGUCUCAACCUGGCCAUUGUUGAUCCUGUUCCCACUACCCGAGCCACCGCUUCCAAGGCUCUGGGUUCGCUCAUCGAGAAGCUUGGUGAGGAUGCUCUGCCAGACCUGAUCCCCAACCUCAUGAACACUCUCAAGUCGGAUACUGGCGCUGGUGACCGACUGGGAUCUGCUCAGGCACUUUCCGAGGUGCUUGCAGGUCUGGGUACUACCAGACUCGAGGAGACUCUGCCAACUAUUCUCCAGAAUGUGUCCAGCUCCAAGCCUGCUGUUCGUGAAGGCUUCAUGACUCUGUUCAUUUUCUUGCCUGCCUGCUUCGGUAACAGCUUCGCCAACUACCUUAGCAAGAUCAUCCCGCCUAUCCUUGCUGGUCUUGCUGAUGAUAUCGAGUCGAUCCGGGAGACUUCCCUCCGCGCCGGUCGCCUGCUUGUCAAGAACUUUGCAACCAAGGCCAUCGACCUGCUGCUUCCCGAGCUGGAGCGUGGCUUGGCCGACGACAGCUAUCGCAUUCGUCUCAGCUCCGUCGAGCUGGUUGGAGACCUGCUGUUCAGUCUUACUGGUAUCAGCGGCAAGUCAGAAGCCGAGGAAGAGGAGGAGGAAGCCACUCAGGCUGGUCAAUCCUUGCUGGAGGUUCUGGGAGAAGAGCGCAGGGACAAGGUUCUCUCGGCCUUGUUCAUCUGUCGCUGCGAUACUUCGGGCUUGGUCAAGAGUGCCGCUAUGGGUGUCUGGAAGGCCCUGGUUGCUUCACCCAAGACCCUCAAGGAGAUGGUUCCCACUCUGUCCCAGCUCAUCAUUCGUCGUCUUGGUUCGUCCAACAUGGAGCAGAAGGUCAUUGCUUCCAACGCCCUUGGCGAUCUUAUCAAGAAGGCUGGAGAGUCGGUGCUGUCCACCUUGUUGCCCUUGCUUGAGGAGGGUCUUCAGACCUCUCCCGAUGUGGAUGUUAAGCAGGGUAUUUGUAUUGCUCUGCGCGAGCUUAUCACUGCUGCUACUCCUGAAGCUCUUGAAGAUUACGAGAAAAUUCUCAUUUCUACUGUGCGCGUGGCUCUGGUUGAUAGUGAUGAGGACGUGCGCGAGGCCGCUGCCGAGGCCUUCGAUGCUCUGCAGCAGAUCUUGGGCAAGAAGGCCGUUGACCAAGUCCUGCCUUACCUGCUUCACCUACUGAGGAACGACGAGGAGGCUGAACAGGCCUUGUCUGCCCUGUUGACUCUGCUCACCGAACAGACCCGAGCCAACAUCAUUCUGCCCAACCUUAUCCCUACGCUGCUUACGCCUCCCAUCACUGCGUUCAAUGCCAGGGCCCUGGCGUCCCUGGCCGAGGUUGCUGGUGGUGCCAUGACGCGAAGACUUCCCAAUAUCAUCAACGCUCUCAUGGACGGUAUCAUCGAGACCGACGAUGAGGAACUCCAGUCAGAACUUGAGACUGCCCUCGAUACCGUGUUGGUGUCUGUGGAUGAAUAUGACGGUCUGAACACUGCCAUGAACGUGAUGAUGACUCUUGCCAAGCACGAUGACCACCGCCGUCGGGCCAAGGCUGCUCUUCACCUCAACAAGUUCUUCUCGGAUGCCGAGCUGGACUACUCGCGUUACCACCAGGACCUGAUCCGCGUGCUGUUGAUUUCGUUCGAUGAUUCAGACAAGGACGUUGUCAAGGCUGCCUGGACUGCUCUCAGUGGUCUCACCUCUCACUUGCGCAAGGAGGAGAUGGAGGUUCUGGCGGUCCCUACUCGCCAGAUCCUGCGUCAAGUUGGUGUUGCUGGUGCAGAUCUGCCUGGCUUCAGUCUUCCCAAGGGUAUCAUGGCCAUCCUGCCGAUCUUCUUGCAAGGCCUUCUCAACGGAACCCCCGAUCAGCGUACCCAGUCGGCUCUCGCUAUCGCCGAUGUUAUCGACCGUACCGGAUCUAACUCGCUCAAGCCUUUUGUCACCCAGAUUACUGGUCCAUUGAUCCGUGUUGUGUCAGAACGUUCGGUUGAUAUCAAGUGUGCCAUUUUCUUCACACUCAACAAGCUGCUGGAGAAGAUCCCGCUGGCUGUCAAGCCCUUCUUGCCUCAGCUUCAGCGCACCUUUGCCCGUGGUCUUGCCGAUUCCACAAGUGAGACCCUGCGUAACCGUGCUGCCAAGGGUCUUGGUAUCCUGAUCACUCUGACUCCCAGAGUCGAUCCGCUUAUUGCUGAACUCAUUACUGGAUCCAAGACUACUGAUCUCGGUGUCAAGAAUGCCAUGAUGAAGGCACUCCAAGAGGUGGUCGGUAAGGCCGGUGCCAACAUGAGCGAGGCAUCGCGCACUGCCAUUCUUGCCCUGAUCGAUGAUGAUGCUAGCAAUGAGACUGAUUCCGUUGCUAUUACCAAUGCUCGACUGCUUGGUGUGCUCGUAAAGGUGAUCCCGGCCGCAUCUGCGGUCCCUCUGAUCAAGCACCGCGUUCUUACAGGACAGUUCUCGCACGCAUCUAUCCUUGGCCUCAAUGCUCUCCUCGCUGAGGCUCCUGCCACUCUGAUGGAGAACUUCGCCGUGGAGACCCCGACCGCCAUUUGCCAGGGUAUCGCGCACAAGGACCCCUUCAUUUCCGACAACAGUGUGCUCGCUGCUGGCAAGUACCUGCUGUCCAAUGAUGGUGACCACAGCUUCGAGACGCACAAGGCCAUCUUCGAGGCUUUGACUGCUGCUCUUCAGCCCGGAGGUCCCGUCGACACCCGUCGACUGACCCUUGUUGUCAUUCGUACCGUCAGCCGCCUGCACCCCGAGCUGACCCGCCCCCACCUAGCUCUCCUUGCACCGCCUAUCUUUGCCGGUGUUCGUGAUCUGGUCAUUCCGGUGAAGCUAGCCUCCGAAGCCGCUUUCCUGUCCCUCUUCUCUGUCGUGGAUUCGGACAGCGAAGUCUUUGACAAGUACAUGGCUGGCCCCGGCGCUUCGCUACCUCCCGGACCCAAGCGUAGCAUGUCUGACUAUUUCAAGCGAGUUGCUAUGCGACUUGCCACUCAGGCCCGCGAGCGUCGCGUCGCCGAGGGUGGUGUAGGUGGUCUGGGCUUGUCGAAUGAUGAAGUGGAGGAUGAGACGGAAGUGUGGAGUAUUGGCAAGGUGGAUCUGGGAGAUGAUUCAUUUGGCGAUGACUGA